AUGUUCUUUUCUCUAUUUGGGAGAAGUUUUGGGCAUUUCGUACAAGUUGUAAAGAAAGAUGUCGAUUUUCUCAAGAAGAAUAUCGGUGCAGGCAUCAAUUGGACGAGCGAAGCUCUUGGUUUACCGGAGAUUUCGAAAAAGGUAGAUGAGUUUGUUUGGUUACGGAACCUCGAAGAUCCCCACUAUUCUGGUGAAUUUCAGUCUCCUUCUUGGCCUCAGCCUUAUUAUCCAGGAAUAAUAUUUUGUUUCUAUAUGUUGUCAAUGAGUAGGUAUUGGUGUUUCAAGGUGGAGCAAGUUGGAAUCUCUAACCACAAAAGGGAGAUGAACUUUAUUUAUGUGAUUGGUGAAGAAGGAAUAUUGAUAGAGCUUGAGCUAGCAGGCUUUUCAUACCUCGGGGGUCCGGAAGAUGGUGGAAAAAAGAUAGAGCUCAAGCCUGGGUAUUUGAUGGAACAUGACAAAGAUGUUGGUGCUGUUGUGGUUGGAUUUGAUCGUUACUUUAACUACUACAAAGUUCAGUAUGGGACACUGUGUGUUCGUGAAAAUCCAGGGUGUCUUUUCUUUGCUAGAAACCGUGAUGCUGUAACUCAUCUUACAGAUGCACAAGAAUGGGCAGGUGGUGGUUCUAUGGUUGGGGCUCUUGUUGGAUCUACUCAACGUGAGCCACUUACUGUUGGGAAAUCUUCAACAUUCAUGAUGGAUUACUUGGCAAACAAAUUUGGAAUCACCAAGUCGCAGAUAUGUAUGGUUGGUGAUAGAUUAGACACUGAUAUUCUUUUUGGGCAAAAUGGUGGAUGCAAAACUCUUCUUGCUCUCUCAGGUGUAACAAGUCUAUCGAUGAAGGAGUUGUCCGGGAGAUAG
Messenger RNA from Lactuca sativa (garden lettuce), 858 nucleotides. Its product is annotated as phosphoglycolate phosphatase 1A, chloroplastic. Gene Ontology annotation, molecular function: phosphatase activity. NCBI's taxonomy places the organism in Eukaryota, Viridiplantae, Streptophyta, Magnoliopsida, Asterales, Asteraceae. Gene Ontology annotation, cellular component: cytoplasm. The record is from RefSeq and is a predicted model, not a curated record.